UUAACAUCCCCUUCCAAUCUCAAGAACUUUCUCACAUUGUUAACUAGAAAACCUGGAAACAUCCAGCCAGGCAUCAACCAAAGAUCCAUCCUAUUAAUUCUACCCCCACCACCACCUCCUCCAGCACAACCAAGGCUUCAAAAAUUCAUCAAUCAAAGUCCUAGAAGAAGAAAAAAAAAAUGGGUAUGGUGGUGGUGAUCUCCCUUCCAUUUAUCUUGUUCUCAAUUUUACUGGGAUUUGGAUGUUAUUUCCUGGGAAGAGCUAAAGGGAGGCAAGAUUUAAGGAACAAUGCUCAGGUCUUCGGGGUCCCUGCUCCGCCACCUGGUUCUGGGACCGGUACUGCAGCAUCUGGCGCAAAUGCUGCAAAUUCUUCUUAUUUUUCUCCUCAGAGUACUCCUCCUCAUCAACCAUUUUCUUCAAAAUCGGAUAAAUUGAGCGAUAUGGUCUGAGGAAGGUUGAUUUGAAGAUGGAAUUGGGGAUUCUCCUGGCUUGUGUUGGGCUUUGAAGUCUACAGAACUUUGCUAUAGUUUUUUCUUGAUUGCUUGUAUAUUACUUGUACAAUGUGAUUUAAGUGUUUAUUUGGACUUGAGCUCUCAUUCUUUGAUACUUAAUCAUAUAAGGAUUGGCAUGAAGAGAUUGAUUAAUUUGUACGACUUGUAUUAUGAAUUAAUCAAUAAAAUUGAUAUGCACUAUCCA
This is a messenger RNA of Coffea arabica (coffee), 696 nucleotides long. RefSeq lists its product as uncharacterized. The record is from RefSeq and is a predicted model, not a curated record. NCBI's taxonomy places the organism in Eukaryota, Viridiplantae, Streptophyta, Magnoliopsida, Gentianales, Rubiaceae.